AGCUGCGUCGCUAGGAGAAGGCAACGAUCGAAAGGAUGAUUUGAUUGUCGUAAGCACAGAAAUGACUCUCUCGCCAUUUGUGUUGCUCAGGAGUUGCUCCUCUCUUCGAUUUUGUUGGCGGCGAUGUUUCCGAGUUGUUGUAGGUUUAAUUUUGGUAUGUGUGCUUGGGUUGAUGUAUCUUACGAUAAAUGCUCCACGAGACAACUUCCACAUCAAGACACUUAAAGUACAUAAAGGUUGCAAGCACGAGGCAAAUUGUGGGACGAAACCAACUGGCUUCUACAACGCAACAAGAACAACUACAUUUACAAGCAAGGGUAGUAUCGAGAAUCAACAUUUAGCAGUUAAAGCAGGGUAUUUGAAUGUCCACACAUGGUUUGGAAUAUGUGGAACAGCAGUUGAUAAUUUGAGAUUGUGGCCUCAUUUUCCAUAUCUGCCGGAUAAGCGUUCCUCUAUUUGGGGAUUUCAAAGAACUCAAGACCAUGCUACGGACAGUAAUGGCGAAAGAAUUUUUGGUUUCGUCCACCCGCAAAGAGAUGGUAUUUACCAAUUUGCCAUUACUUCAGAUGAUGCGUCGGAGUUAUGGUUGAGCUGCAAUGAAAGUGUUGCAUUUAGUGAAAGAAUCGCCCGUGUUUACUCUCCUAGUGAGUCUGCUUGGACUGAAGAAGGAGACUACCAGAAAUAUCCUGAACAAAUAUCUAAAAAGAUUACCCUUCAAGCCAAUAAGAGAUAUUACAUCGAGACUUUGAGUAAGCAAGGUUCAGGUGCAGCUCAUGUGGCUGUAUAUUGGUCCUUCAAUUCUUCAAAGUUUGAAAUAAUAUCUUCAAGGUUCUUGUCCAAUUAUUCCGAAAGCAAGAAUCAUGAAUCUAUUCCCCCGCACGUAGGAAAACUAGGGGUUAUCUCAAUUCAAGGCAUACAAGACUGGAUUGAAGAUAAGGGCAAUUUAUUUCAUUUCAAUCGUCUCCCACUAUUAGAUAGAAAAUUAUACACUAGUUAUAUUCCAACAUGUCCUUACAGUCCGAGCUUUCUGGUACGAAGAAAACUCCAGCCACAAGAGGCUGCGUGGAAAUGGAUGGCAAAUGAAUCAUAUGUUUACCCAAAAGAUGAUACUGACAUGAUCACGAGUAUUUUUCAAUCAUACUGGAGCAAGCCUAAUCCACUGAUUGAUGAAGGCAGAGUUGAAUCGGUCGUCAACAAGUUUAUGACGAUGGGUUCCUUGAACUCAAGAGACUAUUUUUUGAAAAAAAUUCACAAAGUCAUUCAGAAGCCUGACCCCAAGAACGGUGAUCGCUUCCUACUCAACCUGGAACUUGGCUUGAACAACACCAAUCAAACUUUUCGGUUGUCAGAGCACGUUUACCAACCAAAAGGAAAAGACAACUUGUGCCUUCCUGAUGGAAUGAAUUGGAAUAAUAGCGCCAAGGUCUACUUCAUUCUACCUGUGAAAGAUCAAGGAAACUGGGUGCAACAUUUUAUCAAUCAACUUACUGACGCCAGUUUAUUAACCAAUGACACGAAUUUUCACGUAAUGGUGAUUGACUUUGAGAGUAAAGACAUCGAUAUGGCUAAGGCAUUCAACACAUCUUUACUCAGCAGCAGACAUAAUAUUAUUUCACUGACUGGUAAAUUCUACAAAACACUUGCAUUAAACAAGGCAGUGCAGCUUGUUCCUCAUGCUCAUGAUAUAAUUUUCCUAAUCGAUCUUCAUGUUGAUGUUCCAGCAGACAUCAUGGAUAGCGUGCGCAUGAACACCAUCGCAGGCCGGAUGACUUACUUUCCUGUUGUUGGUCGACUAGAGUGCGAUAGUUCUUCUAUAGAACACCGAGGCUUUUGGCAGAUGAAUGGCUACGGAAUUAUGGCCAUAUACAAGUCAGACUGGGACAAAUUUGGGGGAAUGAAUACAAGGGACUACAAAUACCGCUGGGGUGGAGAGGACUGGGACCUACUUAACCGCGUUAUGAUGUUACCUGUAGAAGUGGAACGGAUCAAGUAUCCAGGACUUUAUCAUCAUUAUCAUGCCAAGCAGAGACAGUGGAACUAGCUUGGUAACUACUGACGCACACUACUCAGCAUAAGUAGCAAGGAAAACAGUAUUCAGCGGGAGUCGUGGGAGGCUCUCUGAUGGCACGUUCAAGAGGUUCGUGUGGCAUCAUGAAAGUUUUGAAUUAUUUUAAGUGUUUCGAAAGAAAAUUAAUUCAUUCUAGGUCGGUCAGUCUUAAGUUUCACCACUUUCUUUUUUGUAUUGGUUGUAAUUUUGGUAUUCCAACUCCCUGUAAAAUAUCAUUACAAUCAUUGAGUUUUCUUUGUGGUUAGUAGUGCAAUCAGGUUAGCUUAUAUUCUUUCUUCAGGGUACUGUGCUGCAGCAUUAGAUGAGGAAUAGGUUUUCACACAUUUUUCGGCCAUAUCUAAAGAGUGGUUUUUGUUAGUGGUUUUUCGUAUCUGGCGUAGCACAGGUUCUUUUUGUAGAACCCCCAGUUUCAGGUGGUCUCUUGCCAUUGCUUUAUUAAGAUUAUAUCAGGAUGCGUAUGCUAGAAGACUGACUGACUGAUCCUAAAUAAACUUUUCAAAUUGAAUCUCG
This is a messenger RNA of Pocillopora damicornis (cauliflower coral), 2578 nucleotides long. Its product is annotated as beta-1,4-N-acetylgalactosaminyltransferase 3. Lineage: Eukaryota; Metazoa; Cnidaria; Anthozoa; Scleractinia; Pocilloporidae. Gene Ontology annotation, molecular function: acetylgalactosaminyltransferase activity. The record is from RefSeq and is a predicted model, not a curated record. Gene Ontology annotation, cellular component: Golgi cisterna membrane.